Messenger RNA from Peromyscus californicus insignis, 6060 nucleotides. RefSeq names its product dishevelled associated activator of morphogenesis 2 (gene Daam2). The transcript has 26 exons. Gene Ontology annotation, molecular function: small GTPase binding; actin binding. The record is from RefSeq and is a predicted model, not a curated record. Gene Ontology annotation, biological process: regulation of non-canonical Wnt signaling pathway; actin cytoskeleton organization; negative regulation of oligodendrocyte differentiation. Bases 364 to 3567 code for a protein of 1067 amino acids. Lineage: Eukaryota; Metazoa; Chordata; Mammalia; Rodentia; Cricetidae.
GCUGCGGCGCGAGGCCGGCCGGGAGGGAGCAGCCUGCUUUCUCCGGAGUCCGGAGUAGCCAAGGACCGAGCUGAGCAAGCGGAGCGCGGCGCCUGCGGGAAGCCGGGGCAGCAGCAGCCUCGCCGCGCCAUGCGGGCCUCAGGCUACUGAAGGCCAGGCCCCUGCCAGCUCUGGGACUCCUGUGUUAGUGUUUUCAGUUAAUUAAGAAAACAAACCCUGAUUUCUGACUGAGACGGUGCUGCAGAUGGAGAUGAAGGAUCCCCUGGCCAUGGCCACGUGCAGGAGAAGAUGGCCAACACCUGCAGAUUGUGCCAAUGAGGACCUGAGGCACCUGCCUGCUGACCAUCCCAGCCUGCAGUGACCAUGGCUAUGAGCAAGAGGAGUCACCAUGGCCUGGGCUUCCUUUGCUGCUUUGGAGGCAGUGACCUCCCUGAGAUCGACCUCCGGGACAGCCACCCGUUGCAAUAUCUGGAGUUUUCCGGUCCCAUCCCGAACCCAGAGGAGCUCAACAUCCGCUUUGCAGAGCUGGUGGAUGAAUUGGACCUCACGGACAAAAACCGAGAGGCUGUGUUUGCACUACCACCCGAGAAGAAAUGGCAGAUCUACUGCAGCAAGAAGAAGGAGCAGGAGGACCCCAACAAGCUGGCAACCAGCUGGCCUGACUAUUACAUUGAACGUAUCAACUCCAUGGCUGCGAUGCAGAACCUGUGUGAAUUUGACGAGGAGGAGACCAACACGAGGAACCAAGUUGUAGAAGACCUGAAGACAGCCCUCCGGACGCAGCCCAUGAGAUUCGUGACCCGCUUCAUCGAGCUGGAAGGCUUGACCUGUCUGCUGAAUUUCCUCCGGAGCAUGGACCACGCCACCUGUGAGAGCCGCAUCCACACCUCUCUCAUCGGCUGCAUUAAGGCUCUGAUGAACAACUCCCAGGGACGGGCACAUGUUCUGACACAGCCCGAGGCCAUCAGUACCAUCGCGCAGAGCCUGCGCACGGAGAACAGCAAGACUAAGGUUGCGGUGCUGGAGAUCCUGGGUGCGGUGUGCCUCGUGCCCGGAGGCCACAAGAAGGUUCUGCAGGCCAUGCUGCACUACCAGAUGUAUGCAGCUGAGCGCACUCGCUUCCAGACACUGCUGAAUGAGCUGGACCGAAGUUUGGGUCGGUACCGGGAUGAGGUAAACUUAAAGACAGCCAUCAUGUCCUUCAUCAAUGCCGUCCUCAAUGCUGGGGCUGGAGAGGAUAACCUGGAAUUUCGCCUACAUCUCCGGUAUGAGUUCCUGAUGCUGGGGAUCCAGCCAGUGAUUGAUAAACUCCGACAACACGAGAAUGCCAUCCUGGACAAGCAUUUAGACUUCUUUGAGAUGGUCCGGAAUGAAGACGACCUGGAGCUAGCCCGGAGGUUUGACAUGGUUCACAUCGACACGAAGAGUGCCUCCCAGAUGUUUGAGCUGAUCCACAAGAAGCUGAGGCACACGGAGGCCUACCCCUGCCUCCUCUCUGUGCUGCACCACUGCCUGCAGAUGCCAUACAAGCGGAACGGUGGCUACUUCCAACAGUGGCAGCUCCUGGACCGAAUCCUCCAGCAGAUCGUCCUCCAGGAUGAGCGGGGCGUGGACCCUGACCUGGCCCCGCUGGAAAACUUCAAUGUCAAGAACGUCGUCAACAUGCUCAUCAAUGAGAACGAAGUGAAGCAGUGGCGGGACCAAGCAGAGAAGUUCCGGAAGGAACACAUGGAGCUCGUGAGCAGGCUGGAGAGAAAGGAGCGGGAAUGUGAGACAAAGACACUGGAGAAGGAAGAGAUGAUGAGGACCCUGAACAAGAUGAAGGACAAGCUGGCUCGGGAGUCCCAGGAACUGCGCCAAGCUAGGGGACAAGUGGCAGAAUUGGUAGCCCAACUCAAUGAAAUCUCAACUGGCCCAGUGUCUUCCCCACCUCCCCCUGGAGGUCCACUCACCUUGUCUUCCUCCACAACAACCAAUGAUCUGCCUCCACCCCCACCCCCACUCCCCUUUGCCUGCUGCCCACCCCCACCCCCACCGCCCCCUCCUCCCGGAGGGCCUCCUAUCCCCCCAGGUGCUCCGCCUUGCUUCAGCUCAGGCCUGCCCCUGCCUCAGGACCCCUUCCCCAGCAACAGUGCCCCACUCAGGAAAAAGCGCAUCCCCCAGCCUUCACACCCACUGAAGUCCUUCAACUGGGUCAAGCUGAAUGAGGAGCGUGUCUCUGGUACCGUGUGGAGUGAGAUUGAUGACAUGCAGGUAUUUCAGAUUCUGGACCUGGAAGAUUUUGAAAAAAUGUUCUCGGCAUAUCAGAGGCACCAGAAAGAACUGGGUUCCACGGAAGACAUCUACCUGGCUUCCCGCAAGGUCAAAGAGCUGUCAGUCAUCGAUGGCCGGAGGGCCCAGAACUGUAUCAUUCUUCUCUCCAAGUUGAAGCUUUCUAAUGAGGAGAUACGCCAGGCCAUCUUGAGGAUGGAUGAACAGGAAGACCUCGCUAAGGACAUGCUGGAGCAGCUCCUCAAGUUCAUCCCUGAGAAGAGCGACAUUGACCUCCUGGAGGAGCACAAGCAUGAGAUUGAGCGGAUGGCGCGUGCAGACCGCUUCCUCUAUGAAAUGAGCAGGAUUGACCACUACCAGCAGCGACUACAGGCCCUCUUCUUCAAGAAGAAGUUCCAGGAACGGCUGGCAGAGGCCAAGCCCAAAGUAGAAGCCAUCCUGCUGGCCUCCCGGGAGCUGACCCUCAGCAAGCGCCUGAAGCAGAUGCUGGAGGUGGUCCUUGCCAUUGGUAACUUCAUGAACAAGGGGCAGCGUGGGGGUGCCUACGGGUUCCGGGUAGCCAGUCUCAACAAGAUUGCUGACACGAAGUCCAGCAUUGACAGGAACAUCUCUCUGCUUCAUUACCUGAUCAUGAUCCUGGAGAAGCACUUCCCCGACAUCCUGAACAUGCCCUCGGAGCUGCGGCACCUAUCAGAAGCCGCCAAAGUCAACUUGGCAGAGCUGGAGAAGGAGGUGGGCAAUCUCAAGAGGGGCCUGCGAGCAGUGGAGGUGGAGUUGGAAUAUCAAAGACACCAGCCACGGGACCCCAAUGACAAGUUUGUCCCUGUCAUGAGUGACUUCAUCACAGUGUCCAGCUUCAGUUUCUCAGAGCUGGAGGACCAGCUCAAUGAGGCCAGGGACAAGUUUGCCAAGGCACUGACACACUUCGGGGAGCAAGAGAGUAAGAUGCAGCCGGAUGAGUUCUUCGGCAUCUUUGAUACCUUCUUGCAGGCCUUCUUGGAGGCCAGGCAGGACCUGGAGGCCAUGAGGAGGAGGAAGGAGGAGGAGGAGCGGAGGGCACGCAUGGAAUCCAUGUUGAAGGAGCAGCGUGAGAAGGAAAGGUGGCAGAGGCAGCGGAAGGUCCUGGCCGGUGGCACCCUGGAGGAGAGUGGAGAGUUCGAUGACCUGGUGUCGGCCUUGCGCUCAGGAGAAGUUUUUGACAAGGACUUGAGCAAGUUUAAGCGCAACCGCAAGCGAGGAGGGACUCAGGCCCCAGAGGUCACCCGUGAGAGGGCGAUAAGCAGGCUAAAGCAUUGACUUGGGGGCUGGGGACUGGCCACAUGGCGGCAGGCCUGGAGACAGGGAGCAGGGGAGAUGAUUUGAACAGACGCAGCAAUGACUCCAGUGGUUUGGAAAGCUGGUUUUGGGAGCCCUGGGCUGGGUCCCAGGGGCUGUGUGUGGCUAGACCGGGUGUCUCCCACACUGACAGAGGGCCGUGUCUCAUCUCCCCUUUACAUUAUGCAUUCACAUCCUGUCUCUCUCUCUGCCCCUCCCUCUCCUGGCCAUCAUUCUCUAAGACUAGCAUGGACAUCCCUGGCGGGCCCUGGGCUUUGGCCAGGAAAUCCCGGGCCAGAGAACACUGUUCUCCACACCUCAUGUUGGCACAGAGAUGUUCAAAAUCCAGGAGACCACAUUCCUUUUCAGACCUCUUGAACAGUGUGUGGUGGUGGAGUGGGACCCAAGAACCAACAGUAGGGACUCUAGGUGGCUCUCUGAAAAGACAGCUCAAUGGAACAUGGAUCUGAGACGGAAAUGAGGGGCCUUAUGUGUUCUAUCGAGAUAUGCUCUAGCAUGCUCCAGAAGAACACAUGUAGAAAGGGACCAGAGCCAGCAAGUGAGUUAUCUGCCUUUUUCCUAGAGCAAGUCCUGGGGCCUCUCCUCUCCCCGUGGUCACCUUCAUCCCAUCUACUAAAUCUCCUGUCCCCAAAUUCUUCUCUGGAUUGCAGAACUCUGGCCCACCGCCAGCUUACAGUAUGGCUCUGGUAAGGAGGGGUGUCCAAGAAAGACUCCCUUCAUCACCUCACCAGGCUCAGGCAUAGGGACCCCAAAGCAAACCCCAAUGCAACCUGACCACUGUCCUGGAGAGACAGUGACCUGAGUUCCCAGCAGUUCCUCACCAGAGGACAACACUCAAAUGUGUCACUCCUGGGGAUCUACCAUUCCACUCAGCUGACCGACCCCUUCCAUCCCUCUCAGUCUCCAUCUGAGGUCACAGCGGAGCUCCAUGUACUUGGCUGCAGCUGGCUUUGGGAAUUGUUCCGGAGGCCUAGACCCACCCUCCACGUUUGACUGUCAUUCUGAGGGAGACAUGUAGCCAGAUGGGGCUGAGAAGAGCAGGCAGGAAAAGCUGAGAUGAGGAUGGAGGAAGGAAAAUUUGUGUAGGAUGCUCACGUCAGGGCUUGCUCUUGCAUCUGUGCUCAGUUUGGUUCCUCAGCCUGACUUGCAUGGGACCAUCCUGGCCCUCCUCCUGUUCACUCAUCUUCUGUUCCGCCCAUCUUCAGUUGUUGUUGAUGGUAUGGGUGGCAGCACUACUAUAUCUAGGCAAAUGUUCUAAAUGGAGCAGGGUAAGAUCAACUCCAUGAAGGUUCUUAUUAUCUAGUGCACCUCUGUCCCCUCCCAUCCUGAGACCAAUCUUGCCUGAGUACCACCCACCAGCCCCUGGCUCUUCUCCUCUAGCCGCCUGGCUCAGGGUCAUUGCCAGUGGCCGUGGAUGCUCACUCCUGUAACUGUCCACCUUCUGUUUUUCUACAUGAGAUUCCUAGUGGGUGGGGCCAUAGUAGCUGUGGGGAGGAGAAACAUGGCGUUAAGCUGGGCAUGCACAGGGGCUUGAGAGGCAUCUCAGCAAGUAGAAGACAGGCCAGUAGACAGAGUGGGAAGAAGCCAGCCUAAGAGGGCAAAAGGGCUUCUAAGAAGGUGGCUACUGCCUCACUCCCCAGCAAGCUAUUAAGAAUGGAGAGGCCGGAGCUGGACAUCUUCCCAUCUUCCAAACUGCCCAGGCUGUCGGCCUAACAUGCUAGGGGCAGGAGACAGGCAUGCUGUGUUCCGGCCUUCCCAAACACCACCAAGACUGGACAUGCACUAGGAAAGACAAGGAAGAUGGAAGUUCUUGAAGGAACACAACAGAUCCUCAGAAAAGCCAUUUGGCAUCUCUCCAGAGCCCAGCCUUCUCACCCCAAAGAAUUUUGCCUUCUCUAUUUAUUAUUUUCCAAAUCUGGCCAGUGGCUCUGGUGCUAUAUGUCUUUGUAACCAGAUUUCAACAGUGCCUUGGAGUACGGACCAUUGUGAGUGGCUCAGCAGGAAGUGACUGGUGCCGUGGAGGUGGACAGGCUGGUCCUCAACGUUAAACGAAGUCUACCCCAGUGCCUUCCCACCUGUCUUGCCCCUGUGGGUCAACUGCUCCAAUUAACUUUGUGCACAAUGUAAGAUUCGUAGUCCAGCCAACACACCCUUCUCAGCAGAGGCCAUUCCCUUCCCAAGACGGAAGUUUGUCUGGGGAGGAAGGACAAAACUCUCCAGGUAGGUGGAGAUAGGCAUGGGGUCUUCACAUCCACUCCUAUUGACACCAACUUGGGAGCUGUGACCAUCUCCCUGGGACAUCUGCCAACCUUCAUGCCAAGGCCACUCUCAACAGCUGCUGCCGAAGACAAAUAAGGUUCAUAUGUACAGAACUCUACAGUGUCCUUUUUACCCGCACCCUUUUAUAAGAAUAUAUUGUAAUACUAAAAACUAUUAAAUUCAUCCCCACCCCCA